AUGAAGGCAGCACAUACCUCCUUGGCGGCGGCGGCUACGCUGUUCUCCUCUCUCGCUUCGGCUGUUGAGUACCUCAGCAUUUCCGGCGCAAACUUUGUCUCCAACUCGACUGGAGACCGAUUUGACGUUAUCGGCGUAACAUACCAGCCUGGUGGAUCCGCAGGUUUCACCGGCAAGGCCGACCCUCUCAGCGAUGCCGAUGCCUGUCUCCGAGAUGCCAUUCUCAUGCAGCAGCUGGGUGUGAACACCAUCCGGGUGUACAACCUGUCGCCCGACCUGAACCACGACGCAUGCGUCUCCAUCUUCAACGCUGCCGGCAUGUACAUGAUCAUCGACGUCAACAGCGGCCAGUCCGGCGAGUACAUUGACCGCUCCGACCCCUCGUCCACAUACACCAAGGACUACAUGAACCACAUCUUUGCCGUCGUCGAGGCCUUCUGGGACUACCCCAACCUGCUGGGCUUCUUCGCCGGCAACGAGAUCCUGAACGAGGACAGCGACAAGAGCGCACCGGCUUACAUCCGUGCCGUGGUCCGUGACCUCAAGGAGUACAUUUCCCUGCAUGCUCCUCGGGACGUCCCCGUCGGCUACUCCGCUGCAGAUGUCGCUACUAUGCUCAAGGAUACCUGGGGCUACCUGGGCUGCUCGCUUGAGAACUCGACCUUCUCUAGAAUGGACUUCUUCGGCUUGAACGACUACGAAUGGUGCGGAGACUCGUCUUUCGAGAAGUCAGGUUACAGCUCGCUCACGGAGGAAUUCGCCGACACGAACAUCCCUGUCUUCUUCUCCGAGUACGGUUGCAACAACGUCAAGCCCCGUACUUUCACCAACGUCCCUGUUCUGUACGGCGACCAGAUGUCCGUGCUUUCUGGCGGCCUGGUCUACGAGUACACUCAGGAGUCUGAUGAGUACGGACUUGUCGCCAUCAACAGCUCCAAGGAGGUCACACUUAUGCAGGAUUACCAAUUCCUGAAGGAGCAGUACCUCAAGAUCGACAUGUCCGCUCUGACCUCGGUCAACGAGACCGCCGAGAAGCAGGAGACCACAGCUUGUGCCGCCUCUCUCAUCACCGAGUCUACUUUCCUGUCCAACUGGGACCUGCCCGAGCGUCCCAACGGUGGUGACGACCUCGUGACUUCUGGAAUCACCUCCGCUCCCAGCGGAGCCAUCACCAGCGUGACCGCCACCGACAUGCCCGCUACCGUCCACAACUACACCGGCGCCGAGGUCACCGGCCUGGCCCUAGUGCAGCUCGGAUGCGCCGACAGCAACGCGCCCGGCCUCGCCGCCACCUACAGCGGAGGCGCCGAGACCUGCUCCUACGCCACCUCCACAGGCACAUCCGCCAAGAGCAGCAGCAGCAGCUCCAGCAGCGGAAACAGCGUCAGCCCCCUGAUUGGUGUUGACUUCCAGGCUCUGGCGCUCGUUGGCUCCGUCCUGGCUGCCUUCCUUGGUGGAGUCAUGGUCCUGUAA
Molecule: messenger RNA, 1473 nt
Organism: Diaporthe citri
Lineage: Eukaryota; Fungi; Ascomycota; Sordariomycetes; Diaporthales; Diaporthaceae
Exons: 5
Coding region: 1-1473 (490 amino acids)
Biological process (GO): fungal-type cell wall (1->3)-beta-D-glucan biosynthetic process
Cellular component (GO): cytoplasm; fungal-type cell wall
Molecular function (GO): 1,3-beta-glucanosyltransferase activity
Source: RefSeq, a predicted model, not a curated record